Nyctereutes procyonoides (raccoon dog) is the source of this 7416-nucleotide messenger RNA. RefSeq names its product transmembrane and coiled-coil domain family 3 (gene TMCC3). Bases 1860 to 3200 code for a protein of 446 amino acids. Gene Ontology annotation, cellular component: endomembrane system. The transcript has 4 exons. The record is from RefSeq and is a predicted model, not a curated record. Lineage: Eukaryota; Metazoa; Chordata; Mammalia; Carnivora; Canidae.
CUCCCUGCCAUUACACCCAGCAUAGGGAAGGGCGAUCUUUCCUUUUCUCCAGGCAGAUUCAUGACUUAUCUGCUGAGUGGCCUCUGCACCCACGUGCGUCCGGAACUGAACCCCUCAGUUGUUAGGCCCUUAGACGUGGCUUGCCUCUUCUCCAUAGGUCUCUCAUCUCACUUCUCUGAUUUUUACCUUGUUUCUCUAAUUGCCUUUCUUGUCUCAGUGAUCGUAAAUGCUCGCACAUGGUUUUGAUAAAAGCGGUAAGCUCUUUUUUUUAAUCUUCAAAAUUACUUUGCCUAAAAGCUAUGCCUAUUUUAAAGCAUGGAUGAGGAAGAAUGAAUUCACAGGCCGAAUCAAACCUGAGAUGGAUGUGGUUUCACAGCAGCCCCAGGGCUGCGGGGAAGCAAUGGCAUGGAUGUGGAUUUAGAGUUUAGCCUGUGGGAGGGAGAGUUUGACGACAGAGAGGUCUAAACCCAACCCCGAGUAUUCACACAGCCUGGGUGCCCAUGUUAGGGACACGAGUGGGUUUUCACACAGUUGGUGGCUGAGCUUAGGUCUCCCGAAGUCUUGCUAUUUAUUAUCUAUGGAGGACCUCAAGAAACCUAUAUACUUUUCAUAAGCUUUACUUUCCUCAUCAAAUAGAAUGAGUGUGAAGAACAUAUGAAUACUAAAAAAAUUAUUUAGCACGAUGCCUGACUCAUCGUAAAAGUACCCAGUCAUUAGAGAGGCAGGCUCUGGAGACAGACCACUUGGAUUUCGGUCCUCACUCUGCCAUUUCCUAGUGGUGUGCCCGUAGGCAACUUAGCUUCUCUGUGCCUAGUUGUCUCAUUUGUUAAAUAGUGAUAACAGUAGAACAUAUCUCAGAAUUUUUAACAAAUGAGAGGACAUGCAUGUCCCUAACAUGGCAUUUUUCCUCCCGCGCAUGUGGUAGGAUUUUACUUCCCUGUCCUGUACUUGCCUUGAAAUGCACUAAAGCCCAGUGCAGCGAGCAGGGGAAGCCACAGGCAUCUCUUCUGGUGGGUGUCUUUAAGCCCCGGGGAAUGAUUCACCUGCCACGGCCACCAACAACAUCACAGCAGGUCAGAGAGGCUUCCUCAUAGUCCUCAGGUCCCUCAGCUGAUUGCCAGCAGUCUUGUUAGCAUGAGCAAGAAAUGAACCUUUUCUUCUUUUCUAUCCUUUUUUUUAAAAAGCCACUGAGAUGUUGGCAUUAUUGCCACAGCAAAGCCUAGCACAUUCUGAUUGACAAACCAAGGAAAAGCCCUGCCUCUGGAUUUGAAGUUAGAUUCCAGCCAAAAUGAGUAAGAGGGCAGAAUGUCAGCUAUGUUGGUUUGGACACCUGGCCACAAGGACUUGUGAGUGCCUCUGGAUAUUUGGCAGCUCCUUAGUGGGCCUCUGAAAGCACCCUCAUGUGCGCCGGGAGGUACCUGUUGCCUGGGAGAUGACAGCCAGUUUGAAGGACCGACUCUUUGGUUGGGUGACAGGGAUCAAGAGCUUUUCUUAACAUGAAAGCUGCAUUGUAUGGCUUGGGCUGUUAUCCCUCCCUAGUUCCCAUCUCUGCGUGUGUCUGCAUGAUCAGGCCCCUCUGUGACCCCCAGAGCCUCAGCCCAUGCCCUCCAGGCACCCACGCUGGCCUCUCCCUGCCCUUCACUUGCCCUUUCCCACUUCUCUUAGGUGCAGUUUUGGGUGAUGUGCCUCUGCAUUGGCUGUCCUUCCCUUUUGUUCAUUUUCCUCUGGAGCUUUCAGGGGUUAAAUGUGAAACGUCAUGGAGAGAGCCGUCUUUGGAAGGCUGAACAGUGUGUUCAAGCAGCACUGUAAUUGAUGGAGCUGUGCCUGGCUUCUCGGUGAGCAAGGUAGAACGUCAUGACAUGAAUACCCUAAGCCUGCCCCUGAACAUUCGCCGAGGUGGGUCUGACACCAACCUCAACUUCGAUGUACCAGAUGGCAUCCUGGACUUCCACAAGGUCAAACUCAGUGCAGACAGCCUGAAACAAAAAAUUCUGAAGGUGACAGAGCAGAUAAAAAUUGAGCAGACAUCCCGCGAUGGGAAUGUUGCAGAGUAUCUUAAACUCGUCAGCAGCGCAGACAAGCAGCAGGCUGGCCGUAUCAAACAAGUCUUUGAGAAGAAGAAUCAGAAGUCUGCUCACUCCAUUGCCCAGCUACAGAAGAAGUUAGAACAGUAUCAUAGAAAGCUCAGAGAGAUCGAACAGAAUGGAGCCUCCAGAAACUCGAAGGACAUUUCCAAAGACAACCUGAAGGAUCUGCAGCACUCCCUGAAAGAUGCCCAUGCCAAGUCCCGAACUGCCCCACACAGCACGGAGUGCAGUAAAUCAAGCAUGCCCGGAGUGUCCCUCACUCCGCCUGUGUUUGUCUUCAGUAAGUCCAGAGAGUUCGCCAACCUGAUCCGGAAUAAGUUUGGCAGCGCCGAUAACAUCGCACACUUGAAAAAUUCCUUAGAGGAGUUCAGGCCCGAGGGGAGUCCCCGGGCCUACGGGGGCAGCGCGACCAUUGUGAACAAACCCAAGUACGGCAGCGAUGACGAGUGCUCGAGUGGCACAUCAGGCUCUGCUGACAGUAACGGGAACCAGUCCUUUGGAGCCAGUGGAGCCGGCACGCUGGACAGCCAGGGCAAGCUCACCAUGAUCCUGGAGGAGCUGAGAGAGAUCAAGGACACCCAGGCACAGCUGGCCGAGGACAUCGAAGCGCUCAAAGUGCAAUUUAAGAGAGAAUACGGUUUCAUUUCACAGACCCUGCAAGAGGAAAGAUACAGGUACGAGCGGCUGGAAGACCAGCUGCAUGACCUGACAGACCUGCACCAGCACGAGACCGCCAACCUGAAACAGGAGCUGGCCAGCAUCGAGGAGAAGGUGGCCUACCAGGCCUAUGAGCGCUCACGGGACAUCCAGGAAGCCUUGGAAUCCUGCCAGACGCGCAUUUCUAAGCUGGAGCUCCACCAGCAAGAGCAGCAAGCUCUGCAGACGGACACCGUGAACGCCAAAGUUCUCCUGGGGAAGUGCAUAAACGUGAUCCUGGCCUUCAUGACCGUCAUCCUUGUGUGUGUGUCUACCAUCGCCAAGUUCGUCUCGCCCAUGAUGAAGAGCCGUUUCCACAUCCUUGGCACCUUCUUUGCCGUGACGCUCCUUGCAAUAUUUUGCAAAAACUGGGACCAUAUUCUAUGUGCCAUAGAAAGGAUCAUAAUACCCAGAUGAAGCCACUGGUCCCUGUCUCCAAGUGCUUUCACGUUUCUGUUUUAAAGAAAACUCUGUGCAUACUACCAAAUUUUAAAAUGAACAGUUAUGCUGACUAGAGAUCACCAGGCCCAGGCUGUGCCUUGUAAAUAACUCCCAUUCUCUUCACGCAGUAGCAACUGCCACUCAGCCCCUGUACUUGGUGGACAUGAAUCCAUUGCAGAGCCUUCCCCGCGUUGCUCACUGCCUUAAUCAGACCAGAUUUCCUGCCCACCUGACUAGCCCAGCAUGGUAAACCUCUGUUUACCGAGCAUUUGGCAUAAUCAGUGUGACCCAUGAGAAAAAGAGUUUGAAGCCUCUGUCUCUCUCCCCUAAGUCUCUAUCAAAAUUGAGCUUCACAGUUGCUCAUGGUUGCAUUUUCCCUGAGUCCUGUAAGCAGCAAGGCUAUGGCAGGACUUGCGGGAGGGAAGGAGUACGGGCGUUGGCCAUGGGAGUGCUUGUGGCCUUCAGAAGCACAGCACAUCCUGUGUAAUCCAUUCUGCUUGGGCACAGGCGACACGAGGUCUCCUGCAUUCCAAGUGGUCAGGUGCACGUGGCCCGUCAUAACAUAGACAUCUCACAACACACCCGUUUAUCCUUCGGAAGUCGAGCUUAGAUGUUCUCUUGCACUUUAAAGGGUAAGACACGUAAAAAAAAUAAAUAAAUAAAUAAAAAUAAAGGGUAAGACACGAAGAUUUAGGGGUAGGGCUUUUGCCUUCUUGCACCCAGGGAACUGCACACCUAAUUUUGUUCUAAGGGGCUAUGGAAUAGCUUUCCUACAAGCAUGUAGAAGUGCUUCCAAAUCCCACCCCAAACUGUGGCCUAAACAUUACUGUAGGGUCCCGUAAGCACUACUCUGGAGGUUUGCAUUUCAGCAAAUCUUAAUUGUGAUAAACCCCCUGUAAGGAUGUGAUUCUGCUUUAUUCACUGGCCUUGGGAGGGUUAUAAAGCUUACUGCACAAGUGAAAAAAUGAUGCUCACGUCUUGGGUUUCUUCUUCUUCUUCAAGAAGGACAAUAGAAUUGUACUUUAUAAAGUGAAAGUGCCCUGAGGUAGGAGCGCGCAGGAGGAAGACAGAACGUGUGGUCUGAUGGUGUGGCAGUCGAAUCAGUGGGAGCAGUUCACCUGGGUUAAGACUGAGAAGGUCCUCAGAGGACCUGUAAGACCAGCCAGGAUCAAAUCAAUUAGAUCCCGUGUCCGCACCACAGUUGUCGGUUGUCUUUCAGGGUCUCCCUGACGGGCCUCAGUAAUGGAGUGGCCAUGCUCUCCCCCGGAGGCGAAAGCACGCAAGAGUUCACGUCUCUCAUCUGUGUGGGCGAGCGAGGCUCCUCACUAAUUUCAGCCCAGAUGCUACUUCUCUUGAAAUCUUUUUCUCUCUGUACCUAACGAAGACGAAGAUAGAAGAUUUUAAUGGAAUCUGCUGUUCAGUCCCUCCUUCCACCAUCCACUCUGUUAUCUGAAGGCGUAAAGAUGUAUGUUAGUGUACAUUUUCUUCCAGAAAACAUCGAAUCGCCUGGAUUUAAAUUAAGUGCAAUAUUUUGCGAACAGCUGCUCUUAGGGAAAUCUCCUGAAAAAAUGUGACAGUGUGCCAUGGUUUGAGAGAAUGGAAUAGUCGAGCAUUUGGUACAAGUCCAGUGUGUGUGAGACUCAGACUCAAGCUUCUUCUUUUUUUAACCGUACGCUGAGUUCCGUGGUUUUACUAAAUUCACAAACUUAGGCGACUAUCCCCACUAUCUAAUUCUGGACUCGAGCUUUUUAAAGCAGUCACCAUCAUUUCGCGACAUCUCUGGCUGUUUGUAUUUUGGAUUCAGGGAAGAGGGAGCUACCAGCCCCCCCCCCCCGCCCCCAUCCCAUGGCUGUGUCCUCUUGCACUGUCAGACUCUACCUUGUUCUGCCAAGUUGGCGGUAAAUACACUGUGACCCAUCAAAUCCAGGGGACAGAAAAAGAGCUCCAGAUCCAGGGAAGAAAUGGAGAAAGAAUGGUGUGCUUGCUUUUGCUUCUGUAUUUUAAUGGCCAGCAUUCCCCUUUGUCAGUCUCCUUUUUGCUGAGGGCCGGAUGUAACGUACGCCCUUGGAUCAAGCUGGGUCCUGGUGGGUGCCUCUUGGGUUCUGUGAAUCUUUCUGAGGCCCUUUGGAUGUGCCGGGGAUUGCAGUGGACAAAGAUGCUGCCAUUAGUUUAGAGAGAGUGAGUGACAUGGCCAGCCCUUGAGAUUAAGGCUGCGGGAGGACCCAGGACGUGGACCUGCCCCACAGGCCACUGUGCUCCACUCAGCAUUGGCUUUGACACUUCCCAGACAUGCAGGUCAGUGUGUCUCCUCCCUACGGAGAGAAGUGGGAAAAAUGGAAAGCAGCGCACUCCGCCCUCUCCAGUCUGGAGCUGUUAACAGAAACUGCUAGAAACUGGCUCUGUUGUGAAAUAACCUAGGGUCUAAAUCACCCCACCUGAUCAUGACUUCUUUGCACAGAAUUUAUAUUUCCGGUGAUUCUCAUUAGAUAUCAGAUAACCUUAUUUUCACUUGGGUAGGCCAAACCUACGUGGCUUAUUUAUUUUAGAGUCUUGUUGAAAGUUUAUGAAUCUUUUUAAUAAGCUGAUCUACUCCAAGGAGACCUUUAUUCUCUGCAGAGUUUAUUGUUCUCUUCUUAAGGAAUAAAUCCUGCCAUUGUAUGUUUUCUUUCCUGUGUAAGGGGACUCAAUAAAAUUUUACAAAUUAUUCAAUUAAAACUUGUAAUCCAGCUAGGACAUUUCCUGGAAUUGGCUAUCUAUGCUUACGUCAACUAAUCCUUUUUCCCCCCACCUUUUCAUGGGUCGUAAACAUCUCGUACGUACCUAAACCUAAAGAUAAAAUCAGUCGUGGGGUGGGCAGGCCCUGCUCACUUAGCGAAUUUAGUGAUGAUUAAAGGUAUCGGACAUUGCAUUUUAUCACAGGAUUUUGUGGUGACAUACUAUUUUCAUGAUCACCAUGAUUAUGAUAGUUUGCUGAGGACAAAACAAGAACCUAAAAAUACUCUCCUGUGGGUUUUGAACUGGUUAUUCCAGCUUAUGUUUUGAGUAUGAUCAAGCCCGAACAAAACAUCCUCCCCUCCCCCCAAAAUUCCAACCACAAUGAAGCAGUAAAUAAAAGUACUCCAUUGCUGAUUUUGUACAGAGAGUAGGAUCAGUCCCAAGUUUCUAGCAUGUGCCAUUAGUGGCUUUGCUUCUGUGAUCACCAUGAACUACAGAAAGACUGAGAUCUUCUGAAAAUCCCUGCCCCUUCUCCCAUAAGGCAGUUAUCCCUUUCCGUCAGCAUCAUUCUGCUUUGUCACUCUUGUUUUCAUUGAAAUGUCGCCCUGCUAGGUAUGUUUAUUGCCCUGCCAUUUCUCCAGCAUAUUAGGUUUAAUUAUGGGAUCAAUAACAGUGAUGGGAAUUGGAUUCCCUCAGGCCACCUAAUUAUUUUUAUCCUUUGGGAUUGGAGUUUAAAUACCAAAUGGUUUUGCAUCAAACAGGAACAUCUUUUUGUUGAAUCUAAGUAUAGUUGUAUUGGUUUGGAAAAGCAUUUCACUAUGCUUAUUAAGAUGAACAUGUGUGAUUAGACCUAUUUUGCGUAUUUCUAUAAUUGUGAGGAGUGAGCCAGAGGUAGAGCAAAAUGGCAUUAUUUAAAAUUCAGAGCUUUAUCUGGAGAGAAGUGUUUCAAAAAGUUUAGCCCAUGUGCUAAGGAAGGAGUUGGUCUAAAAAGAUAAGUCACUGAAAAGAAUGAUAUUGGCAUAUUUACAUCAAAGGUAGUUAAGAAGCCAAAAGAUACAGUAAAUGCAAAGUUUGUUAACCCAGAAGAUACAAAGCAAAACUAACCUAUAAUUUUCUAAAGUCAGUGCAAUUAUCUGUUUAUAAGAAGCUGGAAAGGAAUGUACCUUGAUUGUUUUAGGAAUAAUUUGUGUGUUGCAGUUUUAAUUUAUUUAAAACAUGUCCCCUGUGUUUGUCCUAAGAGAAAUAUUUCAACAAAACGUGCUCUGUGUUUAAGAUAUGUUUAGGCAGUAGUUAGCAGUUCUGAAAAUGGAAACUAGAAAUGUUUAUUGUGAGGUGUUUUUGCAGAAUUUGUUUUUGUGAGAUACUAUGUAGUUCCACGUCAGCCUAAAAUUGUAAAUUCUCUGUAGAUUGUCAUCCUAUUCAAAGCAGGUGCCAUUAUUUUUUUAAAUAAACAUUUGAUGUUAGCGUUGAUGUUAAA